CUUCCGGUUGAAAGGGGAUUGCCUCAAGUAGUGACAAUAUAUUGCAUGAGACUGUUAUGAAGACAAGUUAAACACAUUCAUUAUAUUUGUUUAAGAUGCCGAGCGAAAGUGACAAGAAGGACGAACUAAAGGAAGAGAUAGAGAGUUUCAUUGCAGAACUCAAACAAGGAACCAGCCAAAGUUCCUAUUAUGUUGCCCUGAAGACUGUUUGCCUGUUGAAGAAGAUUAUAGCACAACGGAAAUGGCAAACUGCAAAGGAUGUGAUGGAGGUACUGAGGGAUGAUGGCAGGAAGAUGAUGAUGUCACAGCCAUCAGAAACAGCAAUAGGAAAUAUGGUACGACGUGUACUGAAACUUGUACGGGAGGAAUAUGCCAGCGCUUGUGCAGGGAAGUCUGAGGAGGGCGAUCCACAGGAAUCCUUACAUAAACUGUUAUUAGCUGAGGGAGAAAUAGAUGACUACAGCAGAAUGGUACCAACCCUGAAGACAUCUGUGAUUGAGGCACUCAAUGAACUGAAGGUGGAGUUAGAGAACAGUGCUGACAAUAUCGCUGGACAAGCAUUAGAACAUAUACACUCCAAUGAAGUGAUUAUGACUGCAGGCAAAUCCAUAACAGUAGAGGCUUUCCUUAAGAAAGCAGCAAAGAAGAGAAAGUUCCAGGUGAUAGUAGCAGAAUGUGCACCAUUUUAUCAGGGUCAGGAACUGGCAGUCAGUCUAGCAAAGGCAGGAAUUGAGACCACUGUUAUCAAUGAUUCUGCAGUGUUUGCCAUCAUGUCUCGAGUAAACAAAGUCAUUAUAGGCACACACACCGUCAUGGCUAAUGGAGGCUUAAAGGCCAUCAAUGGAAGCCAUGCGCUGGCCUUAGCAGCUAAACAUUAUUCUGUACCGUUGAUAGUGUGUGCAGCCAUGUUUAAAUUAUCACCUCAGUACCUCUGCUGUUAUGACCAGGAUGCCUUUAACAAAUUCGUGAGUCCACACAAUGCCAUGAACUUCUCUGAGGGAGAGAUUUUAUCAAAGGUCCAGAUAGCUAACCCAGUGUUUGAUUAUGUACCUCCAGAACUCGUCACCCUCUUUGUCUCCAAUAUAGGAGGAAAUGCACCAUCAUAUGUGUACAGACUUUUAAGCGAACUUUAUCACCCAGAUGAUCAUGAACUUUGACCUUUUCUUCCAAGAAUAAAGAUAAAGACAAUAUUUUGCAGCUUUUAAUUCUGCUUCAGAUAUAUAUGGACUGGGUAUCUGGAUGGUGGAUAAGAUUUAAGAUGUAAAUUGUUUUUAUUAAACAAAAAAUUGAUCUGAAUGAGAUCUGUGUACUAUCAACAAUAUUUACGUUGUGCUCAUACAAAGCAGAACUUACUUUUUGUUCUCUUGGUCAAGAGAGAGUUACUCCCCCUUGACAUCAACAAGCUGUUCAGUGAAGAUCGACUUUUAAUUGAAAAAGUUUCAGAGGUAAAACCUGGUGAUAUUUGUAUAAUUUUACACAGGUCUUGUGGAUCUUUGCCAAGGAUUUCCACAAAACAUCAUAACCACAACGUUAUCCUGAUUUCUUCUUAAAGUUGCAGAAAUUCCUGUCUACACUGUAAAUGCUCAAAUUAAAUGAAAAUGUCAGAUCCGCAUAACAAAAAUCUGGUUGAAACCUUAUGAACUGGUGGAGAAGAAAUGAAUUGGUUGUGAGCUAUUUGUAAAUGAACAUAACUCAGGCUAGCAGGACAUUCCCAAAAGCCUAGUGAUAGGAUGUUUGCCUUGAGAGCGAGAGGUCGCUAAUUCAAGGCUUGGCACCGGCGGAUAUUCUUCAUUCCUAUUACAUGUGUAUAAACGAUGUCUCAUGAGUGGCAGUAAUCCAUGUAGGAUCUGUGUACAUGAGUUUGAAACCCAUGUUGGGCUGGUGUUGACCGUAUACCGGUGUUUUUUCUCCGGGUACUCCGGCUUUCCUCCACCUCCAAAACCUGGCAUGUCCUUAAAUGAACCUCGCUAUUAAUAAGACAUUAAACAAAAUAAACCAAACCAAUCACCGUCUGACAUAACAUUAAGAUCAUUUCCCUCAGAUGUCGUAGAAAGUAUCUCAUAUCUAUAAAUGGAUUCGUAGCGUUAUUGUUUACCGAAGUCCGUCUAGUAUUAUGUAUUAUUACGAAACAUUUUCCUGGUCACACUGGCAUUGUGGUGACAUUUUGUCCUCCCAUUUUAACACCGAUGUCUUAGAGCAUACAUUCUGUAUAUGAUCUAUUUGUAGGUACAUCUUUGCAUGGUUUGAAUCGGUUUAGAUAAUUUUGUGGUUCAAACUUCUUUGGAUAUUUCAUGUGAGACAAACACUAGUGAAGCAUCACUAAUUUUUGUGGUUUUUAAAAAACAAUAAAACCAUAAGAGUGUUUAUAUCUAACAAACACUUUAUGUUAUACAGUGUUGUUUUGGUCAAGGUCAUUUGAACAAAGGAAAAUGCUUUACAGCAAAGUUCAAAGACAAAGCUUGAAACUGUAUUUAGAUUCACAGGAAGAAAUAAAAGCGAUAAAAUAAGUUUCAUAUUUUCAAGAUUUUAUUCUCAAAAUAAUUGCUGUGUAAAAAAUCUGCAAAAAUAAAAAAAAAACAUGGAUAUCAAAAUCUCAAAUGCUUUUUUUUGUUAUAUAUAUUUAUAUAUAGGGUUGAACACUGUUUUUGUGUUAGCACUAACACACCAAUAUGAAAUGACUCUAGCUAAGUUACACUCGUAUACGUACAGAACCACACAUUUACAGGCAAAUACAUAGGUUAGCUCUAAGUCAAAACUGGUAACUGAACACAGGGUUAUUGUUGGACCAGCUACAGCCAAACCUCGUUAAUAUGAACAAUCUAGUUUCUGAAAUUUUUUUUUUAUUGAAGCAGAGAAUUACAAUCUCAUUAUACAUCCCUGAUUGAAGAAUUAACUAUCUUUCUGAUAUUUUGAUUCUAAAUGCCGAUUUUAAAAAACAUUCCAUUACAAUAGUCCAGAUUUCUGAGGUAAUGCUGUUUAUAGAAAUAGUCCAGCGUGUUUUGUGCUUUAAGUUACAAGUUUCCUUUUUAUUGGUAACAAAGGCUAUUGAUUGCAAAUAUUCUUCAGAACAUUACAGUAGUUUUGGAAUUCCUACAUAUUUUGACAAUAUGCAUGAAUAGAUUUCACAAAACUUUGGAAGACUGAUUUGAAACCAGUUCGAUUUCACUUUUAUACAAAUCAAAAUUUGACCAUUUAUGGAUAAAUGUUAAAGCUAUUUUGAACACAGAAUAAGAACAUGCAGACACUAGAAAUGAUUGACCCAUCCUCCAGCUAAGAAAAAAAAACCCCAAAAAACCUAGUAUUGGUGCAAGACUCCUAAUUUCAGAUAAAAAUUAGAUACUGAUAUCAUUGUGGUCUUUCUCAACAGUAAGCAGUAUUUAAUCCCCUGUGGAUAACACCAGAGGGAUUGAAAGUGCCUGAGGUUUUCACUUCUCUAAUAGUCAAUUACUAUUUCACUUUUGUCUAGACCAAACUGAGUUUUGUGUCAUACUACCUCCAGUAAACGUGAGUUUCGGAUCUUGUUACAUUACAGAGUUACAGCCCUUGUUAUGUUUCUGACAUCACAAUUUCCUUAGACAAACAUUACUUUUCUUGCCUUCUGAAGGGAAAGGUCAAACAACUCCAGCAUCUGUGUAAGAAAGGCUUUACUUUCUUGGAGGAUUACAUGUAGAGGUAACAACAAAUUUCACAACCAUUAGGAGAUAGAGUAAGCUGCAUGCAUUCAUUUAUACUUUGUAAUAUGGGAAUACAUUCUAUAUCAAGUCUAUGAAAAAUAUUGCUUGUAUUUAUUGUGUAUAAUUAACAAAUUGUUUGAAUAACAAAAAAUAUUCAUGAUCAUAAUGAAGAAACGCAAAAAUGAAGGAUUUCGUGAUGUAUCAAUAAACCAAAAUAAUAAUAAAAAAUAAUCUAGAAAGUAUUUAAGUCGAUGGUGUAGUAUUAUUAUGAAAAUGAGUUUUAAAUGGUAAUUUUAAGGAAAAGAGACAAAAUGGUUGGGAAAAAAAUGAAAUGGGAGAUAUAGCCUAGAAAGCAGCACCAGUAUCAACUUGUAGUAUAAUUCACAUCCGAAGCAAACUGUUAAUGUAAACAUGUCUGAAAGGGUGAUGGAUGACAUGAUGAAUCUAAUGUUAAACUAGUAUUUUAUCUCUAAAGAGAAUGGUUAAAGACUAAGCCUGCAUACUAUGAUUGAUAAAAUAACAAAAAAAAAA
Messenger RNA from Pecten maximus, 4205 nucleotides. Its product is annotated as translation initiation factor eIF-2B subunit beta-like. Gene Ontology annotation, cellular component: eukaryotic translation initiation factor 2B complex. The transcript has 13 exons. NCBI's taxonomy places the organism in Eukaryota, Metazoa, Mollusca, Bivalvia, Pectinida, Pectinidae. The coding region runs from base 96 to 1157 and encodes 353 amino acids. The record is from RefSeq and is a predicted model, not a curated record. Gene Ontology annotation, biological process: translational initiation. Gene Ontology annotation, molecular function: translation initiation factor activity; guanyl-nucleotide exchange factor activity.